AUGGCUAAAGCAGAACAAGACCUCAAAUCCAUCCUGGAUGGAGGCUUCAAUCCCCGGGAAUUCCCUUGGUACGAGCCUGAUCUCGCAGAGGUUCCGCAACCAGCGAAGAAGAUCCUCGAGAGCAGGAUCCCAAGCGAGGAAGUGCUUGACCAUGUAAAGAAAGUGGUUUUCGAUGGCGUUCCAUCAGAUAAUCUCUAUGCAUCAGACCUCCGCCGAGACUUCUUCGACAUAGGCUACGAUCUAUUCAACGACCACGACACCCUCAAGUCCAACUUUAUAAUGGCAGACAUCUUCGACGAUAACUCGGACUUGGUAAAGAAACUAACCAACAGAAUUGACAUUGUCAAUGCCGCUUCAUUUUUCCAUCUCUUUGACUGGGACAAGCAAGUCACCAUCGCAAAGCGGCUUAUCGGGUUGCUACAGGACAAGCCCGGGUCUCUGUUGAUUGGAAGACAGGUUGGUCGUGUUGAUCCGCCUCCUCCUGAACAGAAACAUGAAGCUGGGCAGCACUACCGUCAUGAUCCUGCUACAUGGAAGAAGCUUUGGGAGCAAGUUGGGGAGGAAACGGGGACGAAGUGGGAAGUCGAGGCUUGGAUGGAGAAGUGGGCUGGAGCCGAUUCUAUGAUGAAGACAUUCCACAGAGGCUUGGAAACUUUCAAAUUGAGAUUUACUGUGCGUAGGCUUUAA
Molecule: messenger RNA, 687 nt
Organism: Penicillium antarcticum
Lineage: Eukaryota; Fungi; Ascomycota; Eurotiomycetes; Eurotiales; Aspergillaceae
Exons: 2
Coding region: 1-687 (228 amino acids)
Source: RefSeq, a predicted model, not a curated record